AUGCGCGGCGACCCGGGCGUCCUCCGGCAGGUCCUGGCCCCCGGCGUGGAGUGGCGGGGGCCGCUGGGCAACAACGCGGGCCUCGCCAAGGUGGAGGAGGAGCUGAGGGGGCUGGGGAGCCUGCUCAACGCCCCGAGGCUGUCGGUGUUCGCGUCGAAGGACGGGGCGAAGAGGCUGGAGUGGGUCGCCAGCGGGACGUGGCCGUUGCCGUGGCUGCCGAGGUUUAUCGUUAAGGGGGCGUCGACGCUGCAGACUGGUCCCGAUGGCAAGGUGGUAAAGAUCACCGACACCUGGGAGGGAAACCCGGUGACGCUGGGCCUGAAGCACCUCGUGCCGGGGUUCUGGGACAUCUGGCACCAGCUGGGCUCUCCCCCCGCCGAGAAACCGCCGUACAGGGUGGUGAAGCGGGCGCUGGGGUACGUGAUCAGGGAGUACGCGCCGCGCAUGGCGACGCAGCCGUCGCUCAUCGACUACUCCAACUCACGAGAGAUCCGGAAGGCGCUGAUCUUGCCCGGCUUCUGCCACGACGGAGAGAUCAAGACGUCUGGCCGCAAGCCGGACGAGUACUACGUCACGGGGCCCCUGGAGGUGGCCAUCCAGCCCUUCAUCGCGACGGGAAACUUCCCGAACGGCACCUGGUUCAACGGGACGACAAGGGAGGCGUCGCAGAGCCGCCGGGCAAACCGCAUCACAUGGACAGUACCGGUACCGACCGCGAUGGGCCUGGACCCGACCAAGCUCCCGGAACCUCCUUCGGAGCGCGAGAGGGGGGAGGACCAGAGGUCGAGACACGUCCGACAGGGGGCCCGCAGAAUCGCCGUGACCAAUUUUAACGGCAUUCCGCAGGACCCCGAGGCGGCGGAAGUGAGAGCGAAGCUCCUCAAGAGGUUAGCGGCGGACGGGGUGGAGCCCGCGAAGGGUGCCGACGGCCGUGUGCGGAGCGGGAUCUUGAUGUACAACUCGGUGGCGUGCUUCACGAAGGCGGGGAAGCUGGCGAUGAGCAUCUUGUAUCACCGGCCCAAGUACAUCGGGAUAGGGAACGAGGUUUUCGUGGAGUUGGACCCGGAGGAGGCGGUCACCGAGGAGGUGGUCGAGGGUAAAGUGGGAGGGGGGACGUGGUGACGACGAUGACCCAGUGCUGUAGCCUUGGCGAGAGGAUGUUAAGCUUGGUUUUAGUAGGUUGGGGAUACGAACCCCCCCUCUCUAUUUCGAAGAUUUAGGAGUUACGGUUACACACCCCCCUCUCUACUUCGGAGGUCUAGGGGUUGGGGAUGUACAACCCCCCCCUCUCUAUUUCGGAGAUCAACAAUAAAAUCCUGGCGAAGGCGGUCACGACGACACUACUACCCCCCCUAGGGAAGAUGGGAAAGAGAGCCUACAAAAGUGUGUGUGGAGGGUUGACGGCAUGCCCCAACAAGAGGCGCUCCGACUCGGUGUGUGGAGCUGGUGACGAGGAAGACUGCGAUUGAAGCCAAGAAGGAACAUACAGGGGGAGAUCCGCAAGGGGGGGGUAGGACCAGUAUAGCAUGU
Messenger RNA from Ectocarpus siliculosus, 1530 nucleotides. The record is from the annotation of a GenBank genome assembly. NCBI's taxonomy places the organism in Eukaryota, Phaeophyceae, Ectocarpales, Ectocarpaceae.